Messenger RNA from Hirsutella rhossiliensis, 1719 nucleotides. RefSeq names its product retinal pigment epithelial membrane protein. The record is from RefSeq and is a predicted model, not a curated record. NCBI's taxonomy places the organism in Eukaryota, Fungi, Ascomycota, Sordariomycetes, Hypocreales, Ophiocordycipitaceae. Gene Ontology annotation, biological process: carotene catabolic process. Gene Ontology annotation, molecular function: carotenoid dioxygenase activity. The transcript has 2 exons. Bases 1 to 1719 code for a protein of 572 amino acids.
AUGAGUCUCAACGCAACAAGCGUCCACCACCGCACCGUCGACGACGAGCUGGUCGACACGCAGCUGACGGCCGACAACCUUUGCAAUGAGUCGUGGAAAGAUUGGCCCAACGAGGCUGGUUUUGUUGGGCUCGAGGAACAUAGGGGCCCCUUGGACUUGCACGUCAGAGGCUCCAUCCCGGCCUGGGCAGCCGGUGCUCUGUACCGUACCGGGCCUGGAGUAAGCGCUGUUGAAAACACCAGCCGGGGCACUCACUUGGUUUCGCAUUGGUUCGAUGGCUUUGCCCACACGCACAAAUUCGACAUUGUCCCGCCCGCGGCGGCAGGCGGUGCCACCACCGUCACCUACUCGUCCCGGCGACAGGCAGACGACUUUGUUGACAGGAUUAAGAAGAAGGGAUGGCGCACCGGUAUCUCUUUUGCGCAAAAGUCGGAUCCCUGUGUGGGUAUACUGGCCAAGAUCAUGUCGUUCUUCGCGCCCUCCCACGUUAACAACAACGUCGCCGUUCAUCGAAACAUGCCCGGCCUGACCACCAAGGCGCAUACCGGUGCUGGCCACCGCACUGGCAGCCGCAACGUCUUCCUCACAACCGACCAAUAUAUCUUUCAGGAUAUUGACCCCGAUACUCUGGAACCUCUCGGCUCCACCGACCAGAGCCGCCUCCACCCACAUCUCAAGGGCCCUCUCUCUUGCGCUCACCUUCAGCGGGAUGUCAAGACUGGAGACAUAUUUAACUUCAACCUUCAGCCCGGCCGACUAGCUACCUAUCGUGUUUUCCGUGACAAUGCGUCAACAGGAACUACCGAUAUCCUGGCCACCAUUUCAGAACCUGGUAUCAGCCCUGCAUAUAUCCACAGCUUUUUCUUGACGGACAACUAUGUCAUUCUCUGCAUACCAUCCUCACAUUUUGGCUGGUGGGGAGCUAAGAUUCCAUGGGAGCGCAAUCUCGUGGAAGCCAUGAAGCCUUUUGAUAAAUCUAACCUAUGUAAGUGGCUUGUUGUCGAUCGCCACGGCAAAGGCGUUGUCGCCCGCUUCUCUACCCCAGCCGGCUUCUUCUUCCACUCGAUCAACGCCUUUGAGGAGUACGCACAUGAUGAGAACAACGUACAGCGCACCGAUAUCUGCAUGGACUACAUUCACUUCGAUACAACCGAUAUUAUAAUGGGCUUCUAUUAUGACGUUAUCUUAAAUCGUGAUAGUGCUACUAGGGAGCACUGGGUCCAGGACAAGAGACGCGAGACCCUUAACCCUCGCUUCGUGCGUCGGCGGUUCAGGAUUCCUCUACACCAGCAGACAUCCCGGGAAGCGGCCACAGCAACUGCGGACGAAGUUCUUUCCAUUUCCAAUCCUCAUGCCGGCGAAUUGCCAACUAUUAAUCCAGCCUAUACAUGCAAGCCAUAUCGCUAUGUUUUCAGCACAUGCAAUCGCGGACUCAGCACUAUUGCCGACUCGCUCGUGAAGACGGAUCUUUACACGCGCGAUGCGCUUAUCUGGUGCGGUCCUAAGGGACACUCCCCAGGCGAACCCAUCUUCGUUGCCCGACCUGGUGCUACGGAUGAAGACGAUGGUAUCGUGCUGAGUGUCAUCUUGGACGGCUCCGCGAAAAAGUCGUAUCUGCUGUGCCUAGACGCAAAGACCAUGACUGAGAUGGGACGGGCUGAGGCGGAUUUCCCUAUUGCCAUGGGAUUGCACGGUAUCCACGCUCCCGCUGUCGAAUGA